This is a messenger RNA of Paramormyrops kingsleyae, 3738 nucleotides long. NCBI's taxonomy places the organism in Eukaryota, Metazoa, Chordata, Actinopteri, Osteoglossiformes, Mormyridae. The record is from RefSeq and is a predicted model, not a curated record.
UUUCUUUUUAGCAGCGAGAGAUAGUGGUGUUCAGCCCUCAAGAUAGCCCUCGAAACGGAAAUUUUUCAGAUGCUGACUCAAAACCGAGUGAAAGAAGAAAAUUCCCACAAUGCAGUGCAAGACACAACAAGAAAAGAAAAGAUGGCUAGCGGUGUGGGGAAAGAAGCUCAUAAAUGUGUCCGAGCCUCUCUCACACUGAUGGUUUUUGAACAAUCCCCCCAUCGACCUGCUAAGUGGGAGCGACCUAGAGGAGCCUGAGAAGGACCCAGUAGAGACUCCGGGCCUGCAGGUUGUCCCAUCCAUAUGGACGCCACACUGGGCUCUUCACCACGAUGAGGAUGACAUGCCCACACUGAUCCCUGGAGCCCCAUGUCUCUGAGGUGGCCUGGUUCGCUGCUUCCCCAUGACCAGAAGCUACUCUGCUUGCUGCAUCUACACAGUGUGAAGCCGCUCUCCUUGUCACCUCUCAGCUGCGCAAAGCCGCUCUGCUUGCUGCCUCUCAGCUGCGUGAAGCUGCUCAGCUCACUGCCCCUCAGCCUGCCGCCUCCCUGCAGCAUGAAGCAGCUCAGCCUACCAUUUCCCCACAACUUGCUGCAGCUCAGCCCAUCAUCUCCAGCCACAGGAGGAGGUAGUGGGCUGUCUCCCCUGACCCAUUGCUUCCAGUGCCCUCCCCAGGAGGUUACCAAACCUCCAAAGUUCAGCCCUGAAAGGGCCGCUGCUCGUCCCAAGCCCCUAGAGUCUGGCCCACAGGGGCUCACUCCAUCCGCGCUCCAGACACCGGGCCCAAGAGGGGCCACAUCACCUGUACCCGUCUUGCAGCAGUCAUAUUGUUCCACAGAGAACCCCAGGGGAUGCGCAAAGUAUUCCAGCUUCUCCCUGCUUGCCUCCAGGUGCCCGGGCUGCAUCCUGUUCAUCUCCUGCCAUUGCAUCGGCUCCCACCGCGUCUCCUGGCAUCACGUCAGCACCAGCCUUGUUUCCUGUCAUCACCCUGGCAGCCUCCUCAUCCCCUGCAGGACACCACCAGGCCAACGUCCGACUCCCCGCUUGCCGUCAGGCCAGGUUGGGUCGACCCAGAUGAUGCCUCGCUGGAGCACUUACAUUGGGACCCUUUGGGCUUUGCCCUAAGUCCCACUCUGUGGGCCCCAGCCUCAGCACAAAGUCCACACCGAUCUGAUCCUAUGUCCUGGUGCAGUCAGCGAUGUCAGCUGUGGCCCUGAAGAGGGGUUGGCUAAGUCUCCUUCUCCCAGCAGGGGAUACGGGAGCACACUAUGUGACGGCUGCCCCAACUCUCGUUUGCCCGACAUUGCCCGUUCAUUCAACUCUCCUGCUGAGUUCUGCAAGAGAGAACCUGCGGUGCCCUCCUGCUCCUGCCGUGCAGUUCCUUCUGUGCCCUCUGGCCCUGCAGGCCUGAGGGGCCCCGGAAGGUCUGCAUUCCAGGGUCACCACCCAGCUACCCAGGGUCUGGAAGACUUCCCAGACGUACAUUCUCCAUUCCCACUGGUCAUGCCUUGGCUUCUGUCCCAGUUCCCUGUCCUGCCUUGAUUUUGUCCUGGCCUGUGUCCCCUGUAGCCUUCUCCUUUGUUUCCGUCUCUGCCAUUGUGGUCCCUCUAUCUGUCUGCCCUGUCCUGGUGUGUAUCUUGUUGGGUGACUUCUCUGCAGUCCCUGAUUUUGCCUUGGUCUGUUCUGUGCCCCUAGUCAUGUCAUCUGUCUGGUCCUGUGUCUUGUCUGUCUGUUGUUCCCAUGUCUGUUGUGUUCAAUUUGUCUUGGUCUCUGUCUCUCCUGCUCUCUGUUGCUGUCUAUACCCUGUUGGGUACUGACCUUCCUGUGUCCUCCCGAACAUGGUCUUGAUAAGGCAUCCCUCUUGUUAUCCAUCAUUAGUCUUUAUAUUUACCUUAUUUAGGUAAUAAUAGUACCUGUUUGUCUCAUCAGCCCCAGUCCAGUCAUAGAUGUCGCUCCUCCUGUCUGCCCUUGUCCUUCCCCUUAUGAGUCUUCUCAUUUAGACCCCUUACGGUCUCGUCUCUUUUCUUGCCCCCAUUCAGUUAAAUAAAACCCCCUUUUGUUCACCAAGAGACUGCCUGUGAGUCCUUCAUCCCACAUUGCAUGACGCACAAUAUUAAUGGAAUACAAAGAAAGUAGAAUCUCGAAACAUACUUUUUUUUUGUUUUUAUUAAACAGCGUGAAUGCACCAGUGUGAAACUGUGAAAAAUCCAACUAAUGAAAAAAAUUAUAAAAUGAAACAAAAAAAUCACACCCAUGAAUGGAUGCGUAACCUGACUAGGAGGUUGUGGGAGAGAGGGGUGUAUGCUGGCUCUGUAACACUGUAAAGGCUGCUUGCCCAGUUCGGUCAACUGCAUUAUUUUAAGUAGUUACCUCUGGUGCUGCUAACAUUGAAUACUGAGAAAGUUUAAAUAUGAGCUGACAAUAUUGGCAAUGACUGACACAAUUGACCAAUGGCAGUAUCUUGAUUGUCAACAAAUUCUGGCCAGUACUAAUAUGUUUAGCAACUUGUUGUGCAUCUCUAACGCUAACCUUACUUUUUAUUUUGCUAGCUAGUUAGCUACCUCAAUGUUUUAGAUUAUCUUAACCAUUAGAGAGAGCAUUUUGUGCUACGAGACAGGGGAGACCUUCCCAAAAGUGUCACAGCGCAAAAAUGAAGCAGCACAUCCUUUACGAAUAGUAAUGAACUUUCACCUGUAGUCUCACACUUCAAAGGUUCACAUGCCGGGGUCUGUAGCAUGUGAAGGUGAAAGUGCACAACCCAGAAGAAUUAUCUUUAUUUCACUGCCAAAAAUUGUUCCUGACAUUACAUAUUGGUACACUGAAUCGCCACCUUAGUAAUCGAUUCACCAUGAUGCAUCAAUGCCUAGGUUGAUUAAUUUUCUAUAUGUAGUGCCAACCAGGCGUAUCACUGCAGAAAAUCAAUGUGCCAUUGUAAUCUGUAAUUCUAACCUAAAUAAGGGUUGAUGCACAGCAACCUUUGCAUCAUAUGAUUUCAAAUAUAAAGCUGCAGAGGGAAAAAACAUAUGUCACUUAUACCAGGCUUACUGUGUAUCUGUCUUGCACAUUAUUUUCCUGUUUAGGAGCUAAAAACACAUGAGAUAAUCCACAAAUAUUUCAGUGACAACUCUGCGUGGAUUCUUUAGCUGAAACUUUUCAGAACUUUUAUUUAUUGUCACGUUAUGGAAUAAAUGGAGAAUCCCGAAUGAAGAACUAGCUUAUGGUCUUAGAAACAAACAAUUUUCAAAUUACGAGAGUGGCUUGGGUUUUAUCUAAGCAAAAUAUUUGUUCAUUGGUGGAAGAAAGCAGUUCUACUAAUAAAUGCAUUUUCUGUGCUUUUUCUACCUACAAAACACUCCCCACAACAGCAUCCUGUUUAUGGAUGAGGAACUGAGGGCUGAGCUUUAGAGUGCUAUCUGAGGUCAUGCAUAUUCAUUUAGCUACUAAGCCAACACAUUUAGAGUAAAUGUACCUUGCCUCAAGGUAGCACAAAAUAACUGCACUGGGGACUCAGACAGGCAAGUCUGAGGUCUUUAACUCCCAUAAUACCUAUAGCCCUGUGGUUUAAUUUGAUUAAUCACUGUAUCCACCAAGAGACCUCCGCAAGUACACUCCCACUAGCUGCCUAAGGAUAGCAAAUUGGAGAAUGUUAACCGAUAUCCUUAACCAAGUUCAAGGAUUGCUUACAAAUUUGUCUGUAACAUUUACUGUAAAUAGGACUACAGUGAUGGCCCACUAUAU